Molecule: messenger RNA, 783 nt
Organism: Didymosphaeria variabile
Lineage: Eukaryota; Fungi; Ascomycota; Dothideomycetes; Pleosporales; Didymosphaeriaceae
Exons: 3
Coding region: 1-783 (260 amino acids)
Cellular component (GO): cytoplasm
Molecular function (GO): aldehyde-lyase activity
Source: RefSeq, a predicted model, not a curated record
AUGUCGAAUCCUUUGCAGCAAGCGAGUAGGAUAUUCCAGGCCUUCAAGAAGGGAGGACCAACGUUUGGCGCAUGGCAGAUGCUUCCUGGCACAAAUCACUCUCGUGCAAUUGCUCGUUCAGGCGUAGAUUGGAUCUGCGUCGACUGUGAGCACGGCAAUAUCGACGAUGGCCAAAUGCACGAAGCCAUCAACGCAAUCGCCUCUUCCAAAGUCUCCCCCCUGGUCCGCAUCCCCGCCAACGAGCCCCACUACGUAAAGCGCGCCCUCGACGCCGGCGCCCACGGCAUCGUCGUUCCCCUCAUCUACACCGUCUACGACGCCCAAGAACUCGUAUCAUCCGCAAAAUUCCCGCCCCAAGGCACCCGCGGCUUCGGCUCACCCUUCUCCACGCAAACCUUCAACAACGAGGACCUUCCCACCUACUUGCAGAACGCAAACGGAGCGCUCAUCACGAUCGUGCAGAUCGAGACGAAAGAGGCGUUGAAGCAGGUUAGCGAGAUUGCGGCGGUGGAUGGCGUGGACUGUUUGUUGAUCGGGCCGUUUGAUCUGGGGAAUAACAUCGGGCGGCCGAUUCUGGGGGAGAUGCAUCAGGAGCUGAAAGAUGCGAUUGAGAAUAUCAAAGAGGCGGCGCAUACGGCGGGGAAGAAGGUUGGGAUCUAUUGUACGAGUCCGGAAGAUGCCAAAGAUUGUGCGCAGAGAGGGUUUGAUUUUAUUAGCAUUGCGAAUGAUAGGGGGGCGAUUACGGAGUAUUUUAGUCAGACGUUGAAGGUGGCCAGUUCGUGA